Molecule: messenger RNA, 937 nt
Organism: Physeter macrocephalus (sperm whale)
Lineage: Eukaryota; Metazoa; Chordata; Mammalia; Artiodactyla; Physeteridae
Gene: PABIR3
Product: PABIR family member 3
Exons: 10
Coding region: 158-937 (259 amino acids)
Biological process (GO): mitotic G2/M transition checkpoint
Cellular component (GO): nucleus; cytoplasm
Molecular function (GO): protein serine/threonine phosphatase inhibitor activity
Source: RefSeq, a predicted model, not a curated record
ACCCGGGGUUGCCUUGGCUGAGAGAAAUAAAGGAGAAGGAUUCACGGAUUAAGAUAAAUUCCUCAUUUUCAUUACAGGCUUGGAGCUCCUCACUUUGACUUGUGCUUAUGUGAACGGGAGCGAGAAAACCUUGAGAGCUCCAAACUAAGCUUCGGACAUGGCACAGGAGAAAAUGGAGCUAGGCUUGGAGGUGCUGCCGAGUUCAACCACCACAGAAGACAACACUCUGAGAAGAUCCAACAGCGUCCCUUUGAUCAGUGGGCUUGGUGGUAAUUCACAGGUGUUCCAAUCUGACACAUUAAGAACUCGAAGAAACAGUACAUCGUGUAUGGCACAGCACUGUCUGUUUGUGCCACCUUCUCCCAUUCAGCCUUCCACCAGUCACCUUCGUCAAAUCAAACAGGAAGAAGCCAUGGAUUUAAUGAAUAGGGAAACAAUGCAUGAAUGUGUUGGUGUGAAAGAAGUCAAAGUCCCAACCAACACUAUUAGACCAAGUAUCCUUGGACCAUUAAAAAGAAAGGGUGAAACGACAUUUGAACAUCAGCCAAAGAGAUUUUUCCAAGGCACAACCAACGUGCUUUCCUCUGAUACUACCCGACUAUCUGAUAGGAAUGUAUUUCUAUCUUCAGAUGCUCUUGAUAGAAACAGCAGCAGUGCAGGGUCUCUUCAUAAUUCACCAGCUAAAAUCAGCACUGUCACAAACUCUCCUGUCUUGCCUUCUGAUUCUAGCUCUCUAUUUAUUCUAGCAGAUGAGCUUUUAACUAAGUGGUGUCUCCUCAGCCGCCACUGUAUAGUCUUUCGACUUAAUUGUUCGGUGAAUGAAACCACCGAGAAGACACUCGUUUCCAGAAUCCCUACUAGAAACCUGAAGCGUUACACGCUGACUUUGUAUAACUCCUCUGAAGUGAAUUCGGGCGGCAGAAUUGUGCAGGCCUAA